AUGCCACCUCCAACACCACUCGCCCUCCUCCCCCGCCUCCUCUCCCCCAUCGCCCUCUUCAUCGCUGCCUCAAACGCAUACUCCUUCGUCUUCAACGACCAGCCAAAGCAAUGCCAGAACCUCUCCCUCAGCAUAACAGGCAAUGGCGGCCAACCUCCAUACAGAGUCGUCAUCAUACCCUUCGGCCCAUCCCCACUCCCCAACAACGUCGAGGUCCGCACCAUCCAGGACAGGGCCUUCGACGGCGACUCUACCUCAAUAUCCUUCCAGCUCGCCUACCCCCAGAAUUCUCAGUUUGUCGCCGUGGUCAGCGAUAGCAGCGGCUUCGGCAGCGGUGGCACGAGCGUUGCCGCGACCGUGCUCGGCAGCUCCGACUCGAGCUGCUUCAACGCCACCAAUAUGGUCCAGCCAGCAUUCAGCUUCUCCAUCGACCCGCCCAACCAGCUCGUGCAGUGCAACGCUUCGCGGCUAUACUGGUUCGACGGUGUGCAAGGAACUCCACAGUUCCAGGGUGUAAUCCCAGGCGGCAACUCGUUCUCCAUCCCCAUCGGCCAGACGUCACAACAACCGAACGAGGGCACAGGCUUCCAGUGGGUCCCGCCUCUGCGCUCGGGCACGACCAUGCUCCUCGUCGCGGGCGACCAGCGCGGCAUCGGGUCCGGCGGCAGCGAGCAGUACGGUGUCGCCGCCGGCCAAUUCCCCUCGUCGAGCUGCCUCAACUCGACCUCGCCAUCUUCGACGCCUGGUUCGCCCGCUGGUGGCAGCUACCCGACCAAUGCAGAUGGGUCUUCGACAACGGGUGGAAGCGGUGGGGGCAGCUCACCGAACAUAGGCGCCAUCGUCGGCGGCACAAUCGGCGGCGUCGCAGCCAUCGCCAUCCUCGCCCUCCUCGCGUUCUUCCUCAUCCGGCGACGCACCGCCAAAGCCGUGUCCGCGGGGCACGCGCGCCCCGUCGACCUGCUGCACGGCGAGCGCGAGGCCGACGAGCGCGACGGCCUCGCCCGCGGCGACAGCGCCGACGGCGCCGCGGACCACUUUUACCGCCCCGAGCCGUUCCUCGCCGCUGCGCCCUCGACUGUUGCCGGCGGGGCGGGCGGGGCGGGGGACGACGCGCGGUCGCAUCGCUCGUCGCACUAUAUCUCGGAAGUCGGUGGAGCGCGCGCGGGGACGCCGACGGAGAGCGGGUACGGGUACGGUGUCGGUGCCGGUGCGAGUGCUGCAGGGCACGGGCACGGUGGGGACGCGCCGGCGCCGAGCGGAUCGACGGUGGUGAGCAGCUCGCGCAAGAGCGCGGCGGGCAUGCGGCAGCUGCGGCCUGUGAAUAUUAUUCAGCACGACGAUGCGGGCGUGGUGCCGGCGGAGGAGGACGAGCACGGGGAGGGGGAGGAGGAGCCCGAGACGGUCGAGCUGCCGCCGGCGUAUACGAAUAUCCGGCGGGAGUGAGCGUGGGGCUGGCGACUUGGACUUGUGUUCGUUGUGGUUAUCUCUCUUUUACUUUUCAUUCGUAUAUACAUCCGUUCAUUCAUCGAUUCGAUUUUUUUUUAUCAUUCCAGUCAAUUAUAUUCCACACAUUAUUCUUCCCCUCUGUUUUUUAUUUCCUCGUUUUGGUGCGGACCGCAGACACUUGGCUUCGUCGUAGAGCGCUUCCAUGUUUCUUGCAAGCUCCCUUCUUUUUUCAUUUACAAACCUUCUUUGAAAACGCCGCAAGGCUACGUACAUACCACGGCAAUCUUCUUUCAUUAUUUCGACUUGCGCUUGCCAUGCGCACAGCGACCUCUUGGUCCUACUCCUCACCGCUACGUUGUUGCCUUCACGUCCGUCCGCCCGGUUUACCCAGUUCUAUCCCCCACACGCAUAAUACUCGUUGUGGUUAUGCAGGAAUACAUGCCUACGUUCUGCAUCGCGUCGUGUGGCAGCGUAUUAGCCCGUUUUUUUACGAGGAAAAGAAUGUGUGUCUAUCUGAUUGGACAUUUCUAUUUUACUUGUCUUUCUUUAUUCUCCUAGCUUGAUUAUACAUUUCACGUCCACGUAGACCAGGUUAAUAUUUAAGUAUUUCCAGCGAAGAGCUGUACAUACAGUUAAUCAUGAUAGCGCGUGGACGUUGAGCUUGGAAGAAUAAUAUUAAUGUGCGG
Messenger RNA from Coniophora puteana RWD-64-598 SS2, 2132 nucleotides. RefSeq lists its product as uncharacterized. The coding region runs from base 1 to 1443 and encodes 480 amino acids. The transcript has 5 exons. NCBI's taxonomy places the organism in Eukaryota, Fungi, Basidiomycota, Agaricomycetes, Boletales, Coniophoraceae. The record is from RefSeq and is a predicted model, not a curated record.